CAUACAAAAAGUGUAUCAUAAAUUAAGUAAAAGUUUGUUUAAUGUUUACGACGAAGUGAGACAACAUAAAAACUCUACAUAUUUAAACGUAGUUUGGCAGGCUGUCUCUGCUCAUAACGGGGUUUACGUUGAAGGCGGAGUUGUUCUGCUCGAAGUUGUCAGAGUUUUGCUCUGAGGAGAAGAAAAGUGUGUUUUAAACGUCAAAGUGGUGGAGGAAAGGUAAAUCAUUUAAUCCGGCAUAACGGUUACACUAUUUACGAGUAGCCUACGGGCUACUAUGCAAAGUAACAACGCCAGCUCUGACGCGUUACAUAUUUGCCUCUCACUGAACCCUUCAAUGUUACUGUCAGUAAAAACGCUGGGUUGGCAAAUAUGACGGAUGUUUUUAUCACGAGUUUUCACGAAACAGAAAAGAACAGGUUGUCCACACGAACUGCUGCUCUAAUCUCUGCUAAAUCUGGUGGGAAACGUAGAAAAAAAAUUGUUAAUGUGUUCAUGUUUAUUGUUCGUAGUAGGUACUAAGAAAAGUUAUAAUCCAUGUCCUGACUUCAUUUAGGCUAACAGUGUAGAAAAAUUGUGGAGUGGCAGACAGUUUGCAUGGGCUAUGAUCGGAUUGGUAGGAUGUUUUUCAUUUCAACUGUGAACAAUCUCAUGACUUUUUUUCCUUCACAAAGUAGCCCUUGGAUUGAAUUUCCUUUUGACUGAGAAGGUUUGCUUUCUCAAUAACAUGUUGCAAAACUUAAAAAAGGAGAAGUAAACUCAGAUUGUCUAACAUAUGGAGAAAUUUGCAAAAGUGGAAGAUGGUAAAAACAGUUUCUGGCUGUCAGUGUCUUGACUCACAUUAGUCUGCAAUUUAUACAACAAUAUUUGGCUUUGCUAUUAUCGAGUGGCACAGACAACCGGAGGAGUUUCCUGAAAUAACAGAGGAACAUUUUGUUAAUCGCAAUUUAUAAAGUUAGUACAGAGAAACCGCUGUGUAAUCCUAAUCUACAGCAUCUGAUAUACAUUUGAAUCCAUUCUGACAUUCUUCCCUCUGAGGUGAGCUGCUGAGGUGGGGCUUUUGGUCCACUCCUUUUGUUAAGCCUGCAGUCAUGGCUCAGUACCUGGGCUACUUCACCACCGUGGGCGAUGCGCAGCCGGUCCAGUGGGAGGAUGAAGAGCUGCACGUGAACAGUGAGGAGCUGAGUCCGGCCACUGGCCAGUUUCCAACAACACUGACCUUCAAGGAUUCACUGCAGAGGCUCUAUGGCUCAGAGCGGUUCCAGGUGUUGGUGGUGUGUCUGGUAAUCCUGGAUGCCAUCUUUGUUCUUGCGGAGCUGCUUAUAGAUCUGUCUGUGAUCCAGUUGGAACAUGGCCACCUUGCUCCUGAGGUGUUCCACUACCUGAGCUUGGCUCUUCUCACAUUCUUCAUGGUGGAGCUGGUUGGUAAGCUGUACGCUUAUCGCCUGGAGUUCUUUCAACACAAGUUUGAGGUGUUUGAUGGCGCGGUGGUGGUGGUUUCCUUCGUGUUGGACAUUGUGUUCAUCUUCCAUGAGGACGCCUUUGAUGGGAUGGGUCUCCUCAUCCUGCUGCGACUCUGGAGGGUGGCCAGAAUCAUCAAUGGUAUCUUGGUGUCAGUGAAAACCCGUGCAGACCAGAGGAUUCACAAGCUUAAGGAGAGCUAUGACCACCUCGUUCAAAGAGUCACAGAGCUACAAGAGCACAGUGAUAAACUGGAACAAGAGAACCAGAAACUGCAAGCCCUCCUGAAGAAGAACAGCAUAGUCUUCUGACUUAUCGAGCUAACUCUUUGGAGCACGUACUUCUCGGCACUAUCAUACUAUAUACACUCCAUGAACUUUUAUUUUAGACCCAAUUUCAGUAUUCCUACUACUUGUUGAUUAAUCCUUAACUGUUAUAUUACUUGAAGCGAAACCAUCUUUUUAAAUUUCUGUAUCAGUGGAUCCAUAUCCAGUUUUCUCGUCAUUAUAGUGAUGGAAACCAGUUAAAGGCCUGCAUACUGUAUGUCUAAUAAAUGUCAGAUAGUCCGAUGCUACUGGAUGUCACUCCAUAAAGCUCCAAAGCCAUGGCCUUAAUUUAAUAGUAAAUAUUUGAAACAUCAGUGUGAGGACUUGUACAUAAAACUAAAUGUACAUCAAGUGAUGUUUCAAAGUGUAUGUAUGUUGUGUAAAAAAAACCAUGUCAAUAAAUGAAGUCAUUUCAUUGAUCAAAAACAUUUGUUAAAGUUUUUUAUAUUUACAUUAUUAACACAAUAUAC
This is a messenger RNA of Anarrhichthys ocellatus (wolf-eel), 2257 nucleotides long. RefSeq names its product hydrogen voltage-gated channel 1 (gene hvcn1). Gene Ontology annotation, molecular function: voltage-gated proton channel activity. The record is from RefSeq and is a predicted model, not a curated record. Bases 1092 to 1772 code for a protein of 226 amino acids. Gene Ontology annotation, cellular component: plasma membrane. The transcript has 5 exons. Lineage: Eukaryota; Metazoa; Chordata; Actinopteri; Perciformes; Anarhichadidae. Gene Ontology annotation, biological process: proton transmembrane transport.